UGGGGAGGAGGUGGGUUUAUUGUAGGCUAUGUACAGUUGUAUUCAAUUAUGUGUCUGCAGCCUCAGCCAAAAAAAAAAAGAGGAAAAUAAAUAUUUGCAACUUGAUUUUAUUUCUUCGUUUUUCACAACCUCCUCCUUAUGAACUAUUUUCAUGCAGUUCACAUUCAAAUGUGCUAAUGGGAAAACCAGUCUGCCAUUCAGCACAUCUUCUCCUCUUCAUUCUUCUCAUCACAAUCCAAUACUCAGACCAGCUUGAGCCCUCCCAAUCCCAGACCCUCUUCACACUCCAGUGGCUUCUCAAUUACCCACCAGUUCUAAGCAGCUGGAAUCAGACCACAGAUUUCUGCAACUCUGAACCAAACCCAUCUCUCACUGUUGUGUGCUAUGAAGACAGCAUAACCCAACUGCACAUUUUCGGGGAGAGCUGGGUUCCUCCAUUGCCUCAAAAUUUCUCCAUUGGUACCCUUUUCUCCACUCUUGGCAGUCUCCCAAGCUUGAAAGUUCUCUCUUUGGUUUCUCUAGGUCUAUGGGGGUCACUGCCUGCAGAUAUUGGUGGUUUAUUUUCUCUGGAAAUACUCAAUAUAAGUUCAAAUUACUUGAAUGGAACAAUUCCCCUGGAAAUCUCAGCUUUGAGGAACCUUCAGACGCUCAUACUAGACCACAACAUCUUCACUGGUCAAAUCCCUUAUUUGCUGCCUUCACUCCCACUGCUCGCUGUUUUGAGUCUGAAGAACAAUUCACUUUCUGGGACCCUGCCAAAUUCUUUAACAAGUUUGGAAACUCUCAGAGUUCUUGUGCUUUCAAUGAAUCAUUUUUCUGGGGAAGUGCCCAAUUUCCAAAACUUGACAAACCUUCAGGUUCUUGACUUAGAAGACAAUCAUUUUGGACCCCAUUUUCCUACCUUGCAUCCCAAGCUGAUUACUCUUGUACUCAGAAAGAACAGGUUUCGUUCUGGUCUCCCUCCAGAGCUAAGCUCCUUCUAUCAGCUUCAGAAGCUGGAUUUAUCUUCAAAUGGAUUCGUAGGACCAUUUUUGCCAUCAUUAUUUUCGCUGCCUUCAAUUAAUUACCUUGAUAUAGCAGCAAACAAGUUCACUGGCAGGCUUUUACACAACAUGUCUUGCAAUGCAGAGCUUGCUUUUGUGAAUUUGUCUUCUAAUCUCUUGACAGGGGAGUUGCCCAGUUGUCUUCAAUGGGGUUCUAAGGGAAAGGUUGUCGUGUAUGGUGGGAAUUGUUUAUUGAAUGGAGGGAAAGGACAGCAUCCGCAGUCCUAUUGCCAGAAUGAAGCUCUGGCAGUGAAAGUCUUGCCACAGAAGGGAAAUAAAAAUGACCCACAGGCUAGAAAAGUUCUUGCAUCAAGUACUGCGGUUGGAAUUGUUGGAGGAAUUUUGCUGCUUGGUCUGAUUUUCUUGGUUAUCAGAAAAGUUCAUAGUAUGAACAAUGCUCAAGAACCCAAAACAAGAUUGAUAUCAGAGAAUGCCUCAACCGCAUACACGUUAAAGCUGCUUUCAAAUGCAAGGUAUAUCUGUCAAACAAGGCAACUAGGACCUCUUGUUCUUCCUGCUUAUCGUGUUUUUACCUUGGAGGAACUUAAGGAGGCCACAAAUAACUUUAAUAUGUCAAGUUUCAUGGGUGAAGGUUCUCAUGGUCAGGUUUACCAAGGUAGGCUCACAAGUGGUGCUAUAAUUGCUAUAAGAUGCAUGAAAAUGAGGAAAAGGCAUGGUGUCUACACCUAUACACGUCACAUUGAGCUAAUUUCAAAACUUAGGCAUUGCCAUUUGGUUAGCGUGCUUGGACAUUGCUUUGAGUGCUACCCAGAUGAUUCAUGUGUCAAUAAGGUAUAUAUUGUGUUCGAGUUUGUGCCAAAUGGGACGCUAAGAGGCUGCACAUCUGAGGCACUUCCAGGGCAAAAGCUUACUUGGAUACAAAGGAUAGCAGCUGUUAUUGGAGUCGCGAAGGGCAUUCAAUUUCUGCACACAGGGGUUGUGCCUGGUGUAUUUUCAAAUAAUCUGAAAAUAACAGAUGUUUUGUUGGAUCAUGAACUUCAUACAAAAAUUUGGAGUUAUAACCUGCCCUUGCUAGCAGAUAAUAAGGAAAUGGUGCACCAUGGUACUUCUUCUACUCAACCAAAAGAUAGCAUGCGAGCAAGGGAAAAAUAUGAAGAUAAGAAUGAUAUAUAUGACUUGGGAGUGAUAUUAUUAGAAAUCAUUGUGGGAAGGCCAAUCACGUCCCGAAAUGACAUCCACGUCGCAAAAGAUCUCUUAAUAGUAAGUUUAAAAGCAAAUGACAUAGCUCGAAGGGGCAUUGUUGACCCAGCAGUUCAGAGAGAGUGCUCCAACGAAUCACUGAGAACAAUGAUGGAUAUCUGUGUCAAUUGCAUGUCCAGUGAACCAAUCCACAGGCCCUCCAUAGAGGAUGUGCUUUGGAACUUGCAGUUUGCAGCUCAGGUUCAGGAUUCAUGGAGGGGAGAGUCCCAGAGCCCCCGAGGAUCACAUGCCUCGUCUUCACCUUAACUAAUGAUUCCAAAUUUUGAUGUUUUCCUGAACAGUGAACACAAAAGAGCAGUAGGAGUCAAGUUGCAAGUUGGAAGUUACAUGAAGCACAUAAGCAUCUUUUAUAGAAGUUCCAAGUGCUCCAAGUCUCUGGUGCCAUGAAUGUGUUUCUGUCCUCUUUGUUUCACUUCAUGGGCAAACAGGCAAUUUUACUGGCUUCCAAUUUACGUUUGGGGUGGGCAGGCUGCCCUGAUGGCAACAGUUUCAUCAUAAUGAUUGAAGAAUAAAGCUUACAAAAUUGUGUCUGGGCAAUCUCAAAUCCCAGUUGUUCUUUCACAAUCUAAGUUCUGUUGGUCAGAUUUUGGGGUCCCUCCUGCAGCACUACAAGGUCCAGAUUGGACUUUGAUGGGAGUUCCCUUGUAUUUUAUUAUACUAUCUACUUUCACAGAUCUUGCAGAAGGGGAUGGUCGAUGUAUAUAUAUAUAUAUAUAUGGAGUAUGCAAAUAAAGGUGGAGCUGACAUUAUGAUAA
Molecule: messenger RNA, 3019 nt
Organism: Malania oleifera
Lineage: Eukaryota; Viridiplantae; Streptophyta; Magnoliopsida; Santalales; Ximeniaceae
Product: probable inactive leucine-rich repeat receptor-like protein kinase At3g03770
Exons: 7
Coding region: 177-2510 (777 amino acids)
Biological process (GO): protein phosphorylation
Cellular component (GO): membrane
Molecular function (GO): protein binding; ATP binding; protein kinase activity
Source: RefSeq, a predicted model, not a curated record